AUGGCACCAAAAAAUUCAAAAGUUGAAAAUGAAGUUGAAAACGAAGAAGAAGAAAAUGAAGAAGGAUAUGAAGAAGAGGAAGAGGAAGAAUAUGAUGAAGGUGAAACUCUAGAACAUCUAUAUUAUAAGAAUGAUCGAGACUUGUGUGAUAAGAUGCCAACUAUCAAAGCCAAAGGUAUAUUGAUGGGAACUCUGUCGUAUCCUGCUACCAACGAUGAAGUAAAGAUAUUGAUUAAAGCCGCUGUUAGAGCACCGCACGGAAAGGGAACGAAAACGGUGGUCGACGAAAACGUCAGAAAGGUAUGGCAGUUGGAUGUCUCUAAAUUCGAGGUCGGCCGUAUCAAACCGAUUCUCGAUACGAUCUUGCCGAGGAUCGCACAAGAGUUGGGUAUGAUCGGUGAUAAAAUCAAAGCCAAUCUCUAUAAGCUGUUGAUCUACGAUAAGGGAUCGUUCUUUCUGCCGCACAAAGAUUCAGAGAAGGAAGACAAGAUGUUUGGCACUCUGAUCGCGCUGCCAUGCCAACAUCGUGGUGGUGACCUAGUUAUCUCACACUCGGACCAAACCGAUACGGUCAAUCUCGAAAACUCUGAUCCCUCCACCAUUAGAUACUGCGCAUUCUACGCGGAUUGUACACACGAAGUGAAGCAGGUAACAUCUGGCAAUCGAAUAUGUUUGGUUUACAAUCUUUUGAAAUCAAACAAGAGAACAGCGGCAGCUACUGAAUCUACAGAUAUCGAGCAUAGAUAUACAAUGAAAACAAUGUCCCUCGCCAAACUCAAGGGCAAAGACAAAGCGAUUGCCGCGCUGUUCGCAUCGAUUUCCGGCAAGGUCGAUGCAACACCGUGCCUUGGAAUGGUCGAUAUCAAAGAGACCUGUAGUGAAUGGUACAUGCCAAGGGCACAAUUUAUUGGCGCACCCGAUGCAGAGAUGAAUGACGAUUAUGAACCGGAAUUCACUUGUGUUAUAGAUUAUAUCACCAGUUUCGAUGGCGACAGCAAAGAGUCAUUCGAAGUGCCAGAUAAAUCGGUAAUUCCAUACCUCUCACUAAACGGUACGAAACCAAACAGAAUUACAAAUGUCACUUGUAAUAAAUAUACAAGACUCUACUCACGUGCUGCAAUUAUCUUAAUUAGUGACAGUGAGAGCGACAGUAGCGAUGAUAGCAACGAUAGCAACGACAGCGACAGCACUAGUAGCAGCAGUCAAACUACGACAAUAACAACAACCACAACAACAACAACAACAACUUCUCCAAUCAAAGAAAAAGAAACAAAACCAGGUAAAACAAAAAGUUAA
Heterostelium album PN500 is the source of this 1296-nucleotide messenger RNA. RefSeq lists its product as uncharacterized. The coding region runs from base 1 to 1296 and encodes 431 amino acids. The record is from RefSeq and is a predicted model, not a curated record. The transcript is spliced from 3 exons. Lineage: Eukaryota; Evosea; Eumycetozoa; Acytosteliales; Acytosteliaceae.